AUGGAAGAUCCGGACUAUGAGAUUGAUUUUGAAGCCAGGAACACCUUUCUUCAUGUGACGGUUCGGUCUUCCAAUGCGCCGGCAGUGACCCGAAGUCGGAGUUGGACGCCAUCGACCAGCAGCAACCAUUCCUCUGAACAGUCUGUUCCUUCAGGUUGGUUGCCGGCCAGUCCCCACCCCAACGGUUCUCUGCUCCAGCCCACGCAUCGGGUCUACAACUUGACCUCCUUGAAUUCCAAUAGCUCGAAGGCAUCGUCACAGACCCCCGUGGGGACGCAGCAGUCGCAGCUCAGUGACAAUGUUCAACAGCUGCAGGAAGAGGAAGCUUACGAAUUUCCAUCAAUUGGCUCCGUCGGCCACUGGGAGGGCAAAUGUCAGCCUUGCCGCUUUAUUCAUUUGGCAGAUGGAUGUCGAAACGGAAGCAAUUGCAACUACUGCCACGAAGAACAUGAUACCUCUGGCACCAAGACACAUCGCCCAUCUAAAGGCGUGCGCUCGGGCUACAAGAGAGCAGUGAAUCAGAUCGUCGAGGCAGAGAUGCCCCAGGAGGAGAAGAUGGAAGCGUACCAACGCUUGGCGGAGCGGAGCCCAUACAUGCGUUGCCUUCUGAAAGCAGUGGUUCCAAACAUUGAUGAGAUCAUGAAAGCCAGGGCCGAAGGGGGUGCCAAGGUGGUGGUUCCUCCCGCCAUGCCUCGUGUGCCGGGAUUGCAGCCAAAGGUUGAGGACGCCUGGAAAUUCCGUCAUGCAGAAGGCAUGUCAGCCAUUAAGAAGAUGAUCUCAACUCCAAGAGCCACGUGCCAUCAUGACAUGUCCAGGAUAUCGAAGCAUUUGCUCUACCCGCACUCUGAACCGCCAAGGCACAAGGAUGAGGGGCCACCUUCGCAGCGCCGCUUCGGUAGACAUAUCUGGGAGGAAGAAGCAUGGGCAGGUCCUAGUCAUGCCGGGAUCUAUGAGCCCUGCAGGCAUCCUGCUGAUGGAGGCAUGGGGCCCAUCGGGCCCAUCGGGCCCACCGGGCAAUCCGAUGCCCUGAACAAAAUGAUGUACAAAGAUGGUUCCAGGAGCUUGCGCGCCGAAAAGGCCAAAGGUUUGGUUCCACGGGGCUCACAUUCGUGCUUUGGAGACUUUCCACCAGAUCUUCUACCAGAAAGACUCAGGCCCAAGGUUCGUGCCAGGCCGCAAUCUGCGGGAGCAGUCAUGCAAAAUCCCCGGCAGCUAACGCGCAGCCAGAGCGACCCACAGAUCCGACAGCGGCCGCAAACAGCUGGAGCUGUGAGGGGGCAUGCCAUCCAGCUGGCACAGACUGCUCCGGGAAGACGUCUGCCAAUGACACGACCUUCUUCGGCCACCCUGCCCCGAACUGUGCCAUUCGAUGGUCCUCCAAAAGCAGGGGCGUACAGGCGCAAGCCCAUCAAGCCUUCCAUGUUGAGGGUCUUCUACGAGCGGGGUGAUUUGCCAGUGCAGAUCUACCACGGUUCCAUGGGUAAGCUUUUGUGGAAAGUGGACGUGGAGAAAUUGGACUACCACCACUAUUUGCCCAUUUUCUUCGAUGGACUGAGGGAAAAGGAAGAUCCUUUCCGGUUCAUGGCGGUCACCGGGGCCUAUGACAUGCUGGAAAAGGGCGGAGAUCGCAUCUUGCCAGUGGUACCGCAGUUGGUCAUUCCAUUGAAGGCAGCACUGAACACUCGUGAUCCACAGAUCAUGUGCACCACCCUGAAGCUCUUGCAGAAGCUGGUCCUCAGUGGCGAAAUGAUUGGAGAGGCUUUGGUGCCCUAUUAUCGUCAGAUCCUGCCCCCAUGCUCGCUCUUCAAAAGCCGAAACAUCCCCGCCAAGGACAUGGGCGACUAUAUGGACUAUGGUCAGCGCAAGAACUUGUGCUUGGGCGACCUCAUCACAGAAACCUUGCAGAUUCUGGAGGAGCAUGGAGGAGAAGAUGCCUUCAUCAACAUCAAAUACGUGGUUCCGACCUACGAAAGCGCCGUACUUUGCGGAGUCUGA
Messenger RNA from Cladocopium goreaui, 1995 nucleotides. The record is from the annotation of a GenBank genome assembly. NCBI's taxonomy places the organism in Eukaryota, Dinophyceae, Suessiales, Symbiodiniaceae.